AUGUCGCUGUUAUCGGGAAGAGAGGGCAGUGUGUCCUUCAAAUCUACGUCUGGGCCUUUUUACAACUGCUGCCAUGGACAAAUUGACCACAACCCGAGCUCGACGACUGCAAAGGAUUCAUUUCACGGCACUGGUAUAUCUUUAUUUCAGCACCCAUCCAUGGAUAAUCCUGGUACGGAACGGCCACCUAUCAAUAUAUCACAAGAUACCGGUAAAUCAAUCAAGGAACUUCCAGCAUCCUACACAGACGUCAUCCCUGUGUCAGCGACAGGGGGUAAGGCUCAGAUUCCAGCCACUAUCUCGGAGAUAAAAUCGGAUGGAAACUCCUUCGCUCGCGGCAUGAAGGAUGAGCUAAAAUGGCUUGAGCAAUCCAGCGCCAUAAUUCUUAACCAGGAAACCUUGGAAGAAAACGUAAAUGUGUCUUGGUCCGCUUUCCACUCACAUCAACCAUCAUGUACCCCACCCAAUUCAAUCGCAAUUUCAGCGCUUUUACCACUUUUUCCACUUUUUCCUGACCAAGCCAAAUCAGUUACCAUGAUUAAGCAUGCCAUGGACGUCAUAAAGCUUUCGGUUAAUCACUUGAAUCCUAGCCAAGUUCCUGUCAUCGCCUUAGAUCAGCCCCUGUAUGCUGUGGCGAAGGAGAUCCAGUGGAAGAUGUGUGACAAUUACGGCGAAGAUAAGUUCGUGAUGGUGUUUGGUGGUCUCCAUGUAGAGCAGGCAUUUUUGAAGGUGAACGAUCAGUGGCUCGAAAAUAGCGGAUGGACAGCAGCCCUUGUAGAUACAAACGUGGCAACACCAGGAACCGCAGAAUUGUUUAUAAAGGUGUCAAGCAUAACCCGCACACAAAGAGCCCAUCAAGUAACGGCGAGCAUGCUUUUCAUUCUGCUUCAGAGGGCAUACAAAAGGUACGCCAAUGGGAUGACUGAAGACGUCCUUACCUUUGAUGAAUGGUGCACGAGCAAGGUGUCAACAGUACCACAGUUCCAGUUCUGGCACACGUCCCUACAAUUGGAGCUCCUUCUACUUGUUUUUUUGAAAUCUCUAUGCCGGGCUGACUUUGGCAUGUAUGUGGAUGCAGUUUGGAAGAUGUUGCCAUGGUUCUUUGCUCUGAACCACCCAAACUAUGCCCGUUCGCUUACAAUACAUGUACGCGAUAUGCGCGCGUUAGGUGAUCAAGCACCAUCCGUAGCACAAGCAUUCAAUCAGGGUCUGUUUGCUGUAAGCAAACCCUUGAGAAGAUUUUCCGCGAUUUCCAUCGAUCAAGCACACAAGCAGAACAACGCAAUGGUCAAGGGCGAUGGAGGGGCCGUGGACUUGACUGAGAAGGCAAAUGCUCUUCGCAGAUGGAUGCUCUCCGGGCCUGAGAUGGCACGGCUUGUCAAUGAGUUUGAAGCGUGUGUGGCCCCUGAAGCCUGUCACGAUGCUAGUUACCACCAUGAAGCACAGAAAAGCUUUCAGGUUGCAUUUCACCAAGACGUUAAGUCUCUCGUGCAAGUGUAUGAAGAUUUUGGUAACCCCUUCGACGAGGAGAGCGCAGAUCUUGUUGUCUUGGAUUCCAAAGUAGUAGCAGACAAGGAAGGAGUAUUGAGAAUGCAGCAAGUGGAGGAACUUGGAAGAAAGCAGUGUGAAAAAUUCAUUCAAGAGCACUUAGUAGAACGGAAGACACCACUGGAUGAACCUAUUACCAGAAACAAGCUCGACUUCUUCUCGACUACUUCACAAAAGAAGAAAUCAAAGGUAAAUCAGAAGUUCUCCUCUAUGAAAAGCGAUUGCUCCCUUUUCUCUCGGCUCUUCAUAGCCUGCCAAACACGAAAUUGCGACCUGGAUGAUUUCUUCAGACAUGAAAACCAAGGCUGUCCACCUUCACUAUCUGAUGAAGGAAAUCUGCGCUUACCGUGA
This is a messenger RNA of Paramuricea clavata, 1899 nucleotides long. The record is from the annotation of a GenBank genome assembly. NCBI's taxonomy places the organism in Eukaryota, Metazoa, Cnidaria, Anthozoa, Malacalcyonacea, Plexauridae.